Mycena indigotica is the source of this 1545-nucleotide messenger RNA. RefSeq names its product Guanylate kinase. Lineage: Eukaryota; Fungi; Basidiomycota; Agaricomycetes; Agaricales; Mycenaceae. Gene Ontology annotation, cellular component: Golgi apparatus. The record is from RefSeq and is a predicted model, not a curated record. The coding region runs from base 37 to 1545 and encodes 502 amino acids. Gene Ontology annotation, biological process: Golgi organization; endoplasmic reticulum to Golgi vesicle-mediated transport. Gene Ontology annotation, molecular function: small GTPase binding. The transcript is spliced from 6 exons.
CCAUCAUCCGCCACCUCCGCCCAUUUAUGCACUGAGAUGUCCGCCAACGGCCAACCCAAAUCCCCCACCUCUCCCCCAUCGUCUGCGGUGGCUUCUAGACUGUCACUAGACAGUGACCGGAGCUCUGCACCAUCCCCGCUGAAUGGCGUCAACGGAACUCAUGUCAAUGGCGAUGAUGAACCUACGGACCCCAUUGAAAAGCUUCAACGCGAGCUGGAGCGGACAAGAGAGGAGAAAGAGACCCUUGCUACGCAAUACCGCAACUUGUUGGCCAAGCUAACUACGAUGCGAACGUCUCUGGGGAACAAGCUUAAGCAAGAUGCGGAAGAGCUGGAUAGACGAGAAGCGCUUGUUCAGCAACUGCAGCAGCAAAACGAUGAGCUUACUUCGACCGUAGAAGUCCUCAAGGAGGAACUCAUUUCCGCAUCUUCGGAGGCAGAGCGGGCGACCUCCGAACUCUCGAAAUUGCGCAGUCGAGCAUUUGAGGAGAAUUCUCAAGAGACGAUGCUCAGAGAACGGGAGCUACGAGAAACUCAAACGGAGCUGGAGCGGUGUCGAAUGGAAAAGGAGGAGUGGGAAAGGGCAGCCGCGCAAGACAAGGUGAUGGCGGAUGAGGCAAGGAGCACUGCGGACAUGUAUAGGCGUGACCUGGAACUGGAAAGGGAGGCAAGAGAGAGGGAGGCGGCUGAAUUGGAGGCUGAGCGAGAGAGAUGCAAUAAUCUCCAAUCCGUGUUACAAGACUUCCAAGCCGCAAAGGACCAUGAACUCCGGCAGGCAGUCAAGGACUAUAAUUCACAAUUAAUGCAAGCAACACAAUCACUGGCUGAAUUCAAACACCGAGCAUUAACCGCUGAGCUCGAACUCGAGGAAACGAAAACAAAUACCUCUCGGACACAAGAGCUAGAAAGAGAAGUAAAGGAGAAGACCGUGAUCGUCGAAAAGCUGCGGCAUGAAGCCAUAAUACUCAAUGAACAUCUUAUGGAGGCUCUACGCCGGCUACGGCGGAACACGACCGAUACCAAUGUCGAUAGGCGCCUCGUCACAAACGUGCUUCUAUCUUUCCUUACAACACCCCGCGCCGACCCCAAGCGUUUUGAAAUGCUCACACUUCUUGCGUCCAUCCUUUCUUGGUCAGACAUUGAACGCGAAAAAGCUGGCCUUCAACGCGCAACCUCGCUUGCACCUCCCUCUUCAUCAUUUUGGGGUCGAAGCUCAACUUCUUCUGCACCCAAGAGCACCGAACUAGAGAAAACGGAUGAAACAGAGUCUUUCUCGCGACUCUGGGUCGAGUUUCUUCUUACAGAGGCCUCCGCUGGCCAGAGCGACCCACCAACGCAGUCUCAGUCUAAUCCCGGAACGCCUGUCCGGGCAAACAACUCGCUUCCCAACUCUCCGACGAGUCCCAACAUGAAAGGCCAAGGCACACGACGGUUGGCGUCAUUUGGCCAGCAAGCGGCACUGAACAACAUGUCUUCACCGACGCUACUUUCACCACCGCUUCCACGGAAAGGAAAAGAGAAGGAGGUUGAUGGAUCGGCCUCAUAG